AUGAAUUCACAUAUUAAUUUGCGUUUUGGCAGUUCUGAAAAUGGCAUUAGUUCUAAUGAUAUAGAAAUAGAUAAUAAAAUUAAAACUGACAUUGAACCGGCAAAUCAUAAGAGUCAUGUGUCGUUAAAUCUGCUUCGAUUUGAAGUUAUGCCUAAACAUUUACAAUUUAACCCGUUUGUGCAUACUGGUUACAGACCUAUUAUGAAUACUUGGGACUGUAUUGUAAGCCUUACUUAUUUACAUAAUGAAACCAUUAAUAUUCUAUCACAUGGUUUACCUCUUCUUUAUGCCAUUUGGAGCCUGCCAGGUUUGUUGCCUUGGAAUGAAAUGCCACUGCCAAUAUUACCUUAUUUUCAUGCUGCAGCAACCGUCUGUCCCUGGCUUGGUAGUUCUAUUUAUCAUUUGUUCAUGAAUCAUCAUUCUGGGUUCCCUACUUAUGAACGUCUUUUGCAAUGGGACGUUGCAGGUGUUUGGGUUACUCAAAGCUGUGGUGGAUUUACAUCUGUCUUUGUUGGUACCAUCUGUUUGCCUUGGCCUAUAAGAUAUACUUUGUUACUUAUAUAUUCAACAUUUGCUUUAAAAGCUUUACAUGCUGCAGUAUUUGCAGUUGGACCGUGGGAACGGAGAAUUAGUUUUGCUGCAAUGUUCAUCAUGCGCUUGUGUAUCUUGUGUGUUAGAUAUACAUCUUAUGGUGGUGGACAUCCUGAGGCCUUUUAUCACGUUUUCAUGCAAGACUUCUGGUCUUUGGUCGGUGCUGUUAUAAGUGCUUCUCUAGUUCCCGAAAGAUGGUUGCCUGGAAAGUUUGACUAUGCAUUUAACAGCCACAAUAUAAUGCAUGUAUUGGUUGUUUUAGGAGGACUUCACAUGCAUUGGGCCAUGCAAAAAGAUUUCAAAUGGGUGGCUGAAAAUCAGUGCCCUAAUUGAAUAUUGCCUUAUUACAGAGUUAAAAAUUAACUUU
Molecule: messenger RNA, 958 nt
Organism: Uloborus diversus
Lineage: Eukaryota; Metazoa; Arthropoda; Arachnida; Araneae; Uloboridae
Product: progestin and adipoQ receptor family member 4-like
Exons: 4
Coding region: 1-924 (307 amino acids)
Cellular component (GO): membrane
Molecular function (GO): signaling receptor activity
Source: RefSeq, a predicted model, not a curated record